AUGAUCGAAACAUACAGCCAACCUUCUCCCCGAUCUGUGACCAGUGGACCACCUGUCAGUAUGAAAAUUUUUAUGUAUUUACUUACUGCUUUUCUUAUCACCCAGAUGAUUGGGUCCGCACUUUUUGCUGUGUAUCUUCACAGAAGAUUGGACAAGAUAGAAGAUGAAAGGAAUCUUCAUGAAGAUUUUGUGUUCAUGAAAAUGAUACAGAGGUGCAACAAAGGAGAGAGGUCCUUAUCCUUACUGAACUGUGAGGAAAUUAGAAGCCAGUUUGAAACCUUUGUCAAGGAUGUAAUGGGAAACGAAGUGAAGGAGAAAGAAAAAAACUUUGAAAUGCAAAAAGGUGAUCAGGAUCCUCAAAUUGCAGCGCACGUCAUAAGUGAGGCCAGUAGUAAAACAGCAUCUGUUCUACAGUGGGCUCAAAAAGGAUACUACACCAUGAGCAACAACUUGGUAACCCUCGAAAAUGGGAAACAGCUGGCCGUUAAAAGACAAGGACUCUAUUAUAUCUAUGCCCAAGUCACCUUCUGUUCUAAUCGGGAAGCUUCAAGUCAAGCUCCAUUUAUAGCCAGCCUCUGCCUGAAGUCCACGAGUGGAUCCGAGAGAAUCUUACUUAGAGCGGCAAACACCCACAGUUCCUCCAAACCUUGCGGGCAGCAAUCCAUUCACUUGGGAGGAGUAUUUGAAUUGCAACCAGGUGCUUCAGUGUUUGUCAACGUGACUGAUCCAAGCCAAGUGAGCCAUGGGACUGGCUUCACAUCUUUUGGCUUACUGAAACUCUGA
This is a messenger RNA of Pteronotus mesoamericanus, 783 nucleotides long. It is a transcript of the gene CD40LG, whose product is annotated as CD40 ligand. Bases 1 to 783 code for a protein of 260 amino acids. NCBI's taxonomy places the organism in Eukaryota, Metazoa, Chordata, Mammalia, Chiroptera, Mormoopidae. Gene Ontology annotation, cellular component: membrane. Gene Ontology annotation, molecular function: tumor necrosis factor receptor binding; CD40 receptor binding. Gene Ontology annotation, biological process: immune response. The record is from RefSeq and is a predicted model, not a curated record. The transcript has 5 exons.